GAGGCAUAUCUGAAAGGGAUGGAUGUUGUUAACCUUUACAACAACAAUUCCUGUAAUUCCUCAGAGGAAAGGAAAUGUUUUCGAAUGUCAAAGAUGUCAACAAGAAACAAGAUUUUCUUGGAAAGACACAAAAUGCCAGACAAUCACGCGCCGAGGAGAAAAAACGCGAGCAAGGAGCUAUCAAGAUUCAGGCAAUCAUCAGGCAGUUUAUCUGCUUCAGAAGGCUAAGGAGAACAAUAUGGAGCAACUUUGAUGCCCUUGUAGUUGAUCCAAACAAGAAAGAUGAAGUAAAAAGGAAAAUACCAGCUUUGUCAAUAUUCAAAGUGGCAAAUGAGCUGUUGUUUAUCUGUAAAGGUGGGGAUAAACAAUCAAUCAAAAGGUUCCAGUUAUUAUGUAAAGUUAUUCUUUUAAAUCUGGAAACUGAGAAAGAUGCAAAAUAUUGGUACAUGUCUGUAAUGCUAUCAAAAGAACAUACUGUUCAAUGGAUGCAGCAGAUAAAGCAAAUUUUGAAUAUCUGCUGUAAACAAUUGAGAAAGUUAAAGCCCAACAUGCACCAAGAUGCAAAAGCAGCAACUGUUUAUUUGUCAAUGAUCGUAGUCUUUACAGACUGCAAGGGGUGGAAAAUUCUGCAAAUGAAAGGAGGUGAAAAUAUCAAAGUUGCUAUGCAGCAGCUGUGUGCAAAUGUUUUAAACGAUCUUGUCUCUAAAGGGUUGUACUCAUCAUUACAGGAUUUCUUGUGUAAUGGUUUAGCUAGGACCAAUAUCGCUUUGAACCAGACAUUGCUCACUGCUGCUACUUCUAUGAGUUUCAGACCACUGGAGGUAUCUGCAUUUUCUAAAGGUCCGUUGAUUGUGUUUGUUCUGCAUAUUCUGAGCAUCCCUGCUAUAGUGCUGCAUUUACAGAGUAUAUCUGAGGAGGGUCUCAAAAUGUUUCUUGAUAACGGCAUAUUCUACAAGAGUAUCGAAGCAUUGUCAGUCAACCAGGAUAUGAGAAUUGUCUUCAAUUCACUGGAGGGGAACAGAGCCCUUUGUUUGCUUGGGAACAUAAUAAACCUUGCGCAUCUGGAAAUCAAAACAGCAGAGAAGAGGGUCAUGGAUUUCAGAAAUCUUCUUGUGGAGGUAAUUCUGGGUAUAUUGAAGCACUGUCAGACGUACGUCGUUAAAAAACAGUCAAAUCUUACAAAAUGGCAUCCAGUUCUUGGCUGGUUUAUGCAAGCAGAUGAUACCAGUUGGAUCUCAGAUACCAUGGUUCAUGUAAAUUCGCAGCUGCGACUGCUAUGGAAGCGCCAGAUGGUUGACAUACUCUUCGCAAGCCUACCAAAUGUUGCCGUUGAACCUUCCACACCCUACCCAAUACAAUCGAUAAACCAAAAAAAGUCGUCUGAAAAAGGACUGCUCAGACGAGCUUUCGGGAGAUCCGUCAAGUCAAUGCAAAAGUCUGGCUAUAGAGACCUUAAGGAUCCUGUUGUUUUAGAUGUAUGUCAAAUCUGUGAGAUGUACCAAGUCCUUGCUGCUACCCUUACACAACUAAGAAUGGAAAUAUUUUCAGCACUAAGCCUAAGUGAACAAAUAAUGGUGCGACUUUGGAAAUUUUUGUACUCUCUUGGCCCCGAUGGUGGACUCAAAGCUAUCCUGAGUUACGUCACUGGUGGAUCAGAUUCAUUACCAGAUUCCCUGGAUGCGCUGCUAACUUUAUUUUGUGAUUGCUGCUCUCAGCUGCUGCCGAUUGUUGACGACGGGGAGUUUUACGAACAGCAGAAACCUUUUACAAUCGAAGAAUCCAUAAGAAUGUCUUCAUUUCUGAAUUCUCUGGUGUUUAAAAUGAUAUGGACAAGGGAAUCGGACGAGGUUAAGACCAAAAACGAAAAAGCUUCCGCUUCGAAGGCUGCUUUAAAAGACUCCGCAUUUAUGAAUUCAGCUCUUACGUUGUUGUUGCUGUUGUAUGACCGUGACUGUAGAAGGGCUUUCAUGCCACCUGGCCAUUGGAUCAUCAAGGAGAUAAAAACGCGUCACUUUUUGGCCGACCUUGAUGCGGAAAAAAAGCGAGCGAUGGUUGUUUUGAAGAAGAUACCUCAUGUAAUACCGCACAAUGUGAGAGUGCAAAUAUUUCGCAAGUGGAUUGAAUCAGAUAAAGAAUCUCUAGGAAUUUACAAAGAUUUAUCAAGGCCAACUGCUCUUCUUACGAUCUCAAGAAACAGACUGCUAGAGGAUGGUUAUGAGCAGCUGAGUAAGUUAGAUGGGCAGAGUCUCAAAGGAAUAGUUCGAGUCAAAUUUGUAAAUGAGCAGGGGCUAGACGAAGCUGGUAUUGAUCAGGAUGGUGUUUUCAAAGAAUAUUUGGAGGACACGAUCGCGAAAGCGUUCGACCCACAACUUAAUCUAUUCAAGAUGACAGAAGAGCAAAAACUGUAUCCAUCUCCUACAUCAUUUAUUCAUGAAGAUCACCUUCACCUGUUUGAAUUUAUUGGGAAAAUGCUCGGAAAAGCUGUUUAUGAGGGUAUUCUGGUCGACGUGCCGUUUGCUCCAUUCUUCCUAAGUCAACUACUGCAUCGGCAGCACGGGGCGCUGUAUAGCUCGAUUGAUGAAUUACCUUCCUUGGAUCAAGAGAUGUACAAAAGCUUAUGUUUUAUCAAGAACUACGACGGAGAUGUUUCAGACCUUGAGCUCACUUUUUCAUUCGAUGAAGAUGUUUUAGGCAAGGUCGUCACCCAUGAUCUGAAACCAGGUGGUAGAGUAAUUAACGUGACAAAUAUUAACAAGCUGCUCUAUAUUCAUUUGAUGGCGAAGUUCAGGAUGUACACUCACAUCAAGGACCUGACGGCUGCAUUCUCACGUGGCUUCAGAUCCAUUGUUAAUUUGGAAUGGCUCAGCAUAUUUUCGCCCCCUGAAUUCCAAAGGCUGAUAUCUGGAGAUACUGGUGUCAUUGACUUUGUCGAUUUAAAGGGCUGUACCUUGUAUUAUGGUGGAUAUCACCCUGGACAUCCUGUUAUCCUAUGGCUCUGGGAUGUGCUGCAGAAUGAUUUCUCCGAAGUCGAGAAGAAACAAUUUCUCAAGUUUGUAACGAGCUGCUCAAAUCCACCACUACUUGGCUUCAAACAUCUAGAGCCACCGUUUUCAAUAAGAUAUGUUGAAUGUGCAGAUGACGAGGACUCUGGGGAUUCCUUGGGCAGCGUUGUGCGAGGAUUCCUCGGCAUUCGACGGCGUGGUCAAGAUGCCUCAGGAAGGCUGCCGACAGCGUCAACCUGCUUCAACCUACUGAAACUACCAAACUAUCGCAAAAAGGCCAUAUUGCGUGAAAAACUUCGAUAUGCCAUUACUUCUGGUGCAGGAUUUGAACUGUCCUAGAAAUGUAUGAGUGCUGAGAAAAGGAAACCCAGUUGUAUGGAUUCAUGGUAGAACGAUUAGCGCUACAUACAUUGACAUCUAACGCAUGUUUCAAGUACUGUACUUUUGAGCAAAUCUCUGGCGAUUUCUUAUUUCAAGGGCACCGGAUUUAAAAAGAAGAUUCUUAAUAGAGAAACCUGGAUAGGUUUCCUAACAGAAUUUAUUUUAUUGGACGAUAGGUAGACCCUCAAAAUUUUUGUUGAGAUGUCACUCUCCACAUAUUGCUCUAUAAAAGCUCUACCCUAGAUUUCUGAGACUUGUUUAUCAGUUGUGAGACUUUACGUCUAUUUUAUUGUCAGAGCUUAGCCCUUGCCCCACGAAGCUCCUUGCUAGAUAAGAAUAUCAUUAAUAUAGUUAGGGUUGUUCUCCUAAACUGAUCAAUUUCAUAGCUUACAUAAUUUUUCCAGAAAUGAAUUCCUUUGCAUGAAAAUCAAAUCUGUUACACCCAACACUUGAGGUAAAGAGCAAGAAGAACGCCGUAUCUUAAACAUAGACCGUUGAUGCGUAUCACGACCUUAAUUUCUGAUUCACUGUUUUAUGUACAUAGAUUAUAUAAUUACUGUAUAUAUUUAGUUGAAAAGAGUUCAAUAUUCUUGUUUCAAAUGCAACAACUCCCGCAUUAGUGAUGUCACAACACCAUUCUCUUAAAAUUAUCUACUAAUCAAAAGUGGCUGUUAACGACUAAUAUUAUACUUUAAGAU
This is a messenger RNA of Rhopilema esculentum, 4081 nucleotides long. Its product is annotated as ubiquitin-protein ligase E3B. The record is from RefSeq and is a predicted model, not a curated record. Gene Ontology annotation, biological process: ubiquitin-dependent protein catabolic process; protein polyubiquitination. NCBI's taxonomy places the organism in Eukaryota, Metazoa, Cnidaria, Scyphozoa, Rhizostomeae, Rhizostomatidae. Gene Ontology annotation, molecular function: ubiquitin protein ligase activity.